Messenger RNA from Parnassius apollo (apollo), 807 nucleotides. Lineage: Eukaryota; Metazoa; Arthropoda; Insecta; Lepidoptera; Papilionidae. The record is from the annotation of a GenBank genome assembly.
AUGCUGGUGACCUAUUUGGAAGCCAGCCGGGACCUUUGCGAGACGGACUCGAUUCUCUUUGGCGCCGCAGUGGAAGUUUGCCGUAUUAUUGGCGCCAAACUUCCCACGAAUGGACGCGCUACUACACAAACUAACGCCAUCCCAGCCUGGAGGAAAAGAAUCGAGGACCGUAUCGCAAAGGCAAGGGCCCUUAUCGGCAGACUGACAAGCUUCAGGUCGGGUAAUAAUAGACCGAGGAUUAUGCGCAACGUUAGGAUGGCGUUUGCUGGGACAAAUAUCAGUUUAUCCCAGCCGGAUAUCACGCUGAAACUAACGGAGCGCAUAGACGACCUGAAGCAAAAGAUCGCUGCUUGGGGGAAGCGGAUUCGACGAUUUUCCGAGGGGUCAAGGCGGUUCAACCAGAAUCGUCUCUUCCAGAGUGAUCAGAAGAGGCUCUAUAAAUUAUUGGAGCGACCAAAGGUAUGUGGAGCGGGCCAAGGACCGGAUCAGGCUGACAUUAUUGCUUUCUGGCGUGGCCUGUGGUCAGAGCCCGUAAACCACAGUGAGGGCCCUUGGAUGGAAGUUGUGGCGAGCCAGGGUGCGAGUGUUACGCCUAUGGACCCCAUCAUCAUAACGCCAGAAAACGUGGCUGAGGUGGUCCUUAGGGCCCCGAACUGGAAAAGUCCGAAGCUCGACGGGCUGCAUCAUAACUGGCUGAAGGGGUUCGUAGUGUGUCACGCUAUGCUCGCCCGACAGUUUCAAGAGGCUCUCGACAAGAAGUCACUCCCGAGCCUCUUCACUACUGGGAUCACUCCCCUUGGUUCCUAA